Molecule: messenger RNA, 1671 nt
Organism: Akanthomyces muscarius
Lineage: Eukaryota; Fungi; Ascomycota; Sordariomycetes; Hypocreales; Cordycipitaceae
Exons: 6
Coding region: 1-1671 (556 amino acids)
Molecular function (GO): hydrolase activity, acting on carbon-nitrogen (but not peptide) bonds, in linear amides
Source: RefSeq, a predicted model, not a curated record
AUGGAGUCUAUCAUAUUCGUUUCUGCCACUGUAAUUACUGGUGAAGAGGACGCGAAACCCUUCGUCGCAGAUGUUCUGGUCAAAGACGGCCUUGUUGCGCAGAUCGGCGCCCCCGGCACAAUAGAGUCCACGACGGCCCGGCGCAUUGAUGCCCACGGCCGCUACUUGUCACCAGGAUUUAUUGACAUGCACGCGCAUUCGGAUUUGUAUCUCAUUACGAGUCCAAUGCACGAGGCCAAAAUUUCACAAGGCUGCACAACCGAGGUUGUUGGCCAAGAUGGGAUUUCGUAUGCCCCCAUACGCACUAAAGAGCAGCUGCGGGCCAUUCGUAACCAAAUAGCUGGCUGGAAUGGCAACCCCUCUGACCAGGAGUGCCAGACCAAACAUCAAAAGACCGGAAUCUUUGACUGGCAGACAGUGGGCGACUACCUUGACUGUUUGGAGCGGAAUAAAACUGCGACAAAUGUUGCAAUGUUGGUGCCGCAAGGCAACCUUCGUCUCUUGGCGUGCGGACCCAACGACACCCCCGCCAGCCCGACGGAGAUAGAGGAUCAAGUCAGGCUAUUGCGAGAAGCAAUUGAUCACGGAGCGGUUGGAAUGUCCAGCGGCCUGACUUAUACGCCCGGUAUGUAUGCCUCGACCUCGGAGCUCGCUAUCCUCUGCAAGGCCAUGGCGGACGAGUAUCCCGGAACCUACUAUGCGCCACACCAUCGAAGUUACGGGUUCAAAGCUCUCGAAAGCUACGACGAGAUGAUUGGUCUUGGCAAGAAUACCGGCUGUCCAAUCCAUUUGACACAUGCGACCAUGAACUUUUCUGAAAACAAGGGUCGAGCCCCGGAGCUACUGCAGAUGGUCGACGAGGCUCUUAGCUGUGGCAUUGACGUGACCCUUGAUACCUAUCCCUACUUGCCAGGAUGUACGACACUGGCCGCGCUCCUCCCAAGUUGGGCGUCGGCGGGUGGCCCUGAUGAGACGCUCAAGAGGUUGGACAAUGCUGAGAUGCGUGACAAGAUUCAGGUAGCUAUUGAAGUCACUGGAUGCGAUGGUGGCCAUGGUAUCCCGACGAAUUGGGACGAAAUUCAGAUUGGAAGUACGGCACACGAGGCUUUGGCUGGAUAUGCGGGAAGAAGAGUCGCAGAAGUUGCCCGAUCUCUAGGCAAGCCGGCCAUUGAAGUUUUCUACGAUAUUCUUCUGAAGGAUAGACUCGCGACGAGCUGCUUGAUGCAUAUCGGCGACGAAGAGAACGUACGUCUCAUCAUGAAGCAUAAGAAACAUAUGAGUGGAAGCGAUGCGAUUCUCCAUGGAGAAACCUUGCAUCCCCGUGCCUAUGGCACAUUCACACGAUAUCUGGGCCACUAUGCUCGCGAUCUGAGCAUGCUUACUGUUCCACAAAUGAUGGCACACUUGACGUCACGCCCAGCCAAGCGUCUCAAUGUAUAUCCUUUUCGCGGCCAUAUUGGCGUCGGAUCGGCGGCAGACUUGGUUCUGUUUGAUCCGGAGACGAUUCAGGACAUGGCCACCUUUGAGCAGCCGAAGCUCACGAGUAAAGGCAUCGAAUUUGUGCUGGUAAAUGGUGUUGUUGCGGUUGACGCGGGUAAACUUACAGGUGCGAGAGGGGGGCAUGUAUUGAGAAGAAAGAAAGAUGGCAGCGUCAAUUCGGGACCAGUGUAA